UACAUAGCAGCAAUGGAGAGAGUGGCCAGAAAGAAGAAAGCAUCACCUCUCUCUCUGCACCAAUUCAUCUCUAUUACCACCCCUCUUCUUGAGUUGGAAAAGGAAGCUGAGAUAUCUAGCACAGGAGGGUCUCAAAAGAGGGUCCUAGAGGAUGCAGAGAAUGAAGAAUUCAGUGUUGAUGACUCUCCCAUUGAGCAAGUGAGGCUAACAAUUCCAAUAACAGACGACCCUACUCAGCCAGCACUAACAUUCCGGACAUGGGUUCUGGGGUUGGCAUCAUGUGUGCUUCUUGCCUUUGUGAACCAAUUUUUGGGCUACAGGACCAACCCUCUAAAAAUCUCUUCUGUCUCAGCUCAGAUUAUUACCCUCCCACUUGGGAAACUGAUGGCUGCAACACUUCCCACAAAACAGAUUCAAGUCCCAUUCACAAAAUGGUAUUUUUCUUUGAAUCCAGGGCCAUUCUCUUUGAAGGAACAUGUGCUGAUCACCAUCUUUGCUAGCUCUGGAUCUACUGCUGUUUAUGCAAUUAACAUCAUCACAAUUGUUAAGGCUUUCUAUCAUAGGAGCAUCCAUCCGAUAGGGGCUUUCUUGUUAGCGCUAUCGACCCAAAUGCUUGGGUAUGGAUGGGCUGGAAUUUUCAGAAAAUUCCUUGUUGACUCCCCUUACAUGUGGUGGCCUGCAAAUCUUGUGCAAGUGUCUCUAUUCAGGGCAUUUCAUGAAAAAGAAAAAAGGCCUAAAGGAGGACACACUAGGCUGCAAUUCUUUUUCCUGGUCUUUGCAGCAAGCUUUGCUUAUUCCAUUGUUCCAGGCUACUUAUUCCAAGCAAUAUCAACUGUCUCUUUUGUUUGCUUGGUUUGGAAAAAUUCCAUCACCGCUCAACAGAUUGGUUCAGGAAUGAAAGGCCUUGGCCUUGGCUCAUUUGGCCUUGACUGGAACACCGUUGCUGGCUUCUUAGGCAGUCCUUUAGCUGUACCUGGUUUUGCUAUCAUCAACAUCUUGGCUGGAUUUGUGUUUUAUAUCUAUGUUUUAAUUCCCCUUGCCUAUUGGAACAAUUUAUAUGAUGCCAAAAAAUUUCCCCUCAUUAGUUCUCAAACAUUUGACUCUACCGGUGCACUAUAUAAUGUUACUCGGAUUCUAAAUGCCAAGACUUUUGACAUUGAUUUGGAUAGUUAUAACAACUACAGCAAGAUCUAUCUCAGUGUUACAUUUGCAUUGGAGUAUGGAUUGAGCUUUGCAACUCUGACUGCCACUAUUUCACACGUUGUCCUCUUCCAUGGUGAAGCGAUUCUUCAGAUGUGGAGGAAGACAACAAGUGCACUAAAAGGACAACUUGGGGAUGUGCAUACAAGAAUUAUGAAGAAAAACUAUGAACAAGUCCCUGAAUGGUGGUUUGUCUCCAUUUUGAUUCUAAUGGUUAUUGUGGCCUUAGUAGCUUUUGAAGGCUUUGGCAAGGAGCUUCAACUGCCAUGGUGGGGAAUCUUACUUUCUCUAGCAAUUGCAUUAGUUUUCACAUUGCCAAUUGGGGUCAUUCAAGCAACAACAAAUAUCCAAAUAGGACUCAAUGUGGUCUCAGAGUUAAUAAUUGGAUUCAUUUAUCCAGGAAAGCCCCUUGCUAAUGUAGCCUUCAAGACUUACGGGCACAUCAGCAUGCUACAAGCACUUGGGUUUCUUGGUGACUUCAAAUUAGGCCACUAUAUGAAAAUUCCUCCAAAAUCUAUGUUCAUGGUGCAGUUGGUAGGCACGGUAGUUGCUUCGUCUGUCCACUUUGUCACAGCAUGGUGGCUUCUCACAUCGAUUGAGAACAUAUGUGAUGAAGCAUUGUUGCCAAAUGGUAGUCCAUGGACAUGCCCUAGUGAUGAAGUGUUUUAUAAUGCUUCAAUCAUAUGGGGAGUAGUAGGGCCACAGAGAAUGUUUACCAAAGAUGGUGUUUACCCUGGUAUGAAUUGGUUUUUCCUCAUUGGUCUACUUGCUCCUAUUCCAGUGUGGUUGCUUUCUCGCAAAUUCCCCAACCAAAAGUGGAUUCAACUCAUCAACAUUCCCAUUAUCACUACGGCAUCCAACAUCCCUCCAGCCAGAUCUGUGAAUUAUAUUACUUGGGGAAUUGUUGGAAUCUUCUUCAAUUUCUAUGUUUAUAGGAAGUUGAAGGCAUGGUGGGCUAGACAUACUUACAUCCUCUCUGCUGCUUUAGAUGCUGGAGUUGCUUUCAUGAGUGUGAUCCUCUACUUUACCCUACAGUCUUAUGGUAUUUUUGGUCCAACCUGGUGGGGUCUUGAUGCCAAUGACCACUGCCCUUUGGCCAAAUGCCCCACAGCUCCAGGUGUACAUGCAAAGGGAUGUCCAAUUCUCUGACUUCCAUAUUAGCAUUCCAUCACCCAUAUUGGACAUGAAAAUGUAUAGAAAUUCUGAAUAUUCACUUUCUGUCUCUGCUAACUAUAAAAGUAUAAUAGAAACCUGGACAAUCUAUACAGGAAGUGAGUAGAGCAAGAAAAAUUGUUCAAACAAAUUAAGAAUGAUAGGAAUCUUCUUUAUACUGAAGAGGUUUUGGUCCAAUUGAUAGGGCUAUUUUGUAAUGAGGCCUAAAACUUGGAAAGUUAUACUUCAAAAACUAUGAAGAGAAAGGGAACACUUGAAGUUGA
Molecule: messenger RNA, 2636 nt
Organism: Gastrolobium bilobum
Lineage: Eukaryota; Viridiplantae; Streptophyta; Magnoliopsida; Fabales; Fabaceae
Product: oligopeptide transporter 5-like
Exons: 2
Coding region: 13-2349 (778 amino acids)
Biological process (GO): transmembrane transport
Molecular function (GO): oligopeptide transmembrane transporter activity
Source: RefSeq, a predicted model, not a curated record